This is a messenger RNA of Leptopilina boulardi, 4338 nucleotides long. It is a transcript of the gene Pex2, whose product is annotated as peroxisome biogenesis factor 2. Gene Ontology annotation, molecular function: zinc ion binding. Gene Ontology annotation, cellular component: peroxisomal membrane. Gene Ontology annotation, biological process: protein import into peroxisome matrix. Lineage: Eukaryota; Metazoa; Arthropoda; Insecta; Hymenoptera; Figitidae. The coding region runs from base 177 to 1028 and encodes 283 amino acids. The transcript has 2 exons. The record is from RefSeq and is a predicted model, not a curated record.
UCUAACCUAUAAAUAUUAAAAUGUCAAUAUUUUCAAAAUAAACAAUUAAUACCUGUUUUUUUAACAAUUAUUUAAUUAGAAAAUAAUUGAGUAAACAUUUUUAUUGUGGAAAAUAAUAUUCCGGUGAAGUAGAAAUCAGUUAUAGUUGAAAAGCUUGACUUAAAAUUCAAAAAUAGAUGAAGAGAACAAUGCCAGCCUCACCAUAUGUGUCACGAAUUAAUCAAAUCGAUGCAACACAAUUGGAUCAUGAAAUCUAUGAAAUUUUUCGCACUCAAUCCAAACAAAUAACAAAAAACAUUCAACCGGGAAUAAUUGAUAAAUGGCAACCGGAAUUGGAUGUUUCUAUUAAAUUCUUAAUUUGGUAUUAUUCCCUGAGAAAAGGAGACGCAACAUUUGGACAACAAUUGUUAAAUUUAAAAUACGACCGAUUUAAUGAGAGAAAAGCAUUUUUUCAUUUUUUACUUGCAACUUUACCAAAAUACAUCCAAGAACGUAUCAUAGACUCGCAAUACAUUGUAAUAUCACAAAACAAUAAAUUAAAAAUUUAUUUUGAAUGGACAGCAAAUAUUAUUCGAAUAUUGGAAUUGAUGAAUUUAAUUUUAUUUUUACAUCGAGGAUCACAACCAAAUUUAAUUGAGCGAUUAUUAAGAAUUUCUAGUCAAUCGGCAAUUACAAAUAGAUUGAGAAACAUUGGAUAUUCUUAUAUGACGAGGGAAUUACUCUGGCAUGGUUUAAUAGAAUUAUUUACAAUUGGUUUGCCAAUGGUGAAUUUUUAUUAUAUUAAACAAAAAUUAAAUCAAUUAUGGUCAAGAAGAAAUGUCUCUGGAAAAAUUGUCAAUAUUCAACCGACAUUGAAUUUAUCGACAAAUUGUCCACAUUGUCAUCAGAGGCCAAUUUUACCAAGAUAUGCAGGCUGUCAACAUAUAUUUUGUUAUUAUUGUUUACAAGCAUAUUUCACUGCAACGGACACAUUUCCUUGUCCUGAGUGCGGGACGAAUUUAUAUUCGUCUAAUAUGCGUUCACUUUAAUUUAUUUAAAUGCAUUAAUUAUAAUAAUGCAAUAAUAAUUGUACUAUUUUUUGUUGUUUUUCUAAUUUUUAUUUUCCACUUUUAAAUUAUAAUGAAAUUUUCAAAUUUUAAGAAACGUUAUUUAAUUUUUAAAGAUGCAAAUAAUAUACAUAAAUUUUUUAUAAAUAAAAAUAAUUAUUUUUUUGAUAAAUCAGAAAAUAUUUUCUUUUAUUAAUUUAUUUCCAAAAAAAAAAAAAAACAAGUAACUAGGGAGAGGGAUUUUUUCAAAUAAGGAAAAAGGCAAAAAUAGUUAAAAACGAAAAUUUUCUAAUAGGGCGUGCAAAGACUUUUUAUUAAAAAGUAGCAAUACAAAAUUUUUUUUUUUUAAUUCUCUCAAUACAUCUUUGCUCAAGGCUUUCAAUAAUGAAUUUUUUUUAAAUUUAUUUUUCAAACAAACAAUAAUAAUAAAUCAAUUCAGAGUAGAUCUGCAGUUUAUCAAAAUAUUACAUUGUGUAUAAUAUAUCAUAUAAAAAUAUCAUGCUGCACUAUUAUAAAACGUAUACCGCUGCUUAGAUAUAACUAUUAUUUAUUAUAUAAUAUAUUACUAGUUGCACCUAGAUGGGCGGGUACGUCCCUUGAUUAGUAUCGUAUAUAUAUUAUAAUAUAAUCGGUAAUAGUACAAAAAAAAGGAAAAAAAAUUACACAAAAGUACAUUUAAAUUAGUGUAUCUCUCGACUCAUAAAAAUUUACAAUAUCCAUUCCUAUAAUCGUUAUUGCGUGGAAUGUUGGUUAUAAUACAAUUCUUCACAAUGUUGGCUUUCGGGGGCGCUUUACCUUAAAAUUUAUUUAUUCGUACAAUUGUUUUUUUUUUUUAGGGGGGAGAACUUAAUCGCUCGCAUUAGCUAUUUUCAAUGCAGAGACUAGACAACGCAAAUAGAAAAAAAAAUAUUGAAAAUAGAUUUAUGGAAUACUUGUUAUAAUUAAAUCAGCGAAUUUUAUUCAUAUUAUAAUUUCAAUUUUUUAUUUAUCGAUUUUCUGAAUAUUUUUUUUUAAAUUGAUUAUUUCCGCGACUGGGCAAAAUAAGAUUCGCUUUUUUAAAAACUAACGAUGCAAAAGAUAAUUAAGUAAUUAAUCAGGAAGCUCUAAUAGAAGCCUGUCCGGUCAGUCUGAUUAUGUUGCGUUCCUUUGAACGCAAUUUUUUUAUUAUCCAAACUCUCUUAAUUUAUCAAACCUUAUUACUUUUUGCGUUUCGUAUUACAUAAAUCAGUUUAUUUUUUUGUAUUUCAACUUCAUUUCCAUUACGUGAGUCGUUCUGUGAGCAAUUCCUCUCUAUUGAAUAAGAGUCGAUAAAAAUGAAACAAGAAUUUUUGUCGAUUUUUCGAUUCAACUUUCUAUUUUUUUUUUUAUUCAAAAUACUUUUUUUACAACAAAAAAAAAAAAAGGUGAAAUCGUAAAAACUUGACACAAUUUUUACGAUAUCGUGAAUCGUCGACUUUAAUAUUUAUUAUCUCGUCAUUUUUUCCACUUUAUCUCAACAAUCCCCCAUAGGAAAUGCAAGCAAUUUUGCUUUUAUAAAUAUAAAUGAAAAGUCUCUUUCUGGACGACAAAAAAAAAAAAAAAAAUUCCAGAUCGAAAAUGGACUUUUCAUCAUUUUUUUGUGGUUCCAUCGAUAUCGAAUCGAUAUAACAGUCAUUUAUGAGCAAUGCUUGGAACUAUUUUAUUUUCAUUUUUUAUGGCCGCGCACCGAGGGGCCGAUGCAUUUUUCUGAUAAAGAGAGAGGUAUGUCAUGUUAUUUGCCAGUCGCAAAAAAUGUCAUAGGGGUAAUAUUUAAAGAAAAAAAGAAUUUUUUAAAAAAAAACCCGUUUUUUUUCACCGAGUUUAAUCACUUUUUUUCCUAUAGCCCCGAUUGUUGCAAAAAUUAAUUUAAUUAAUCUCGCGAUAGCAGCCAAGUUCUUUAUUAACUAGCUCGAAUUUAUCACUUGCAUUUUCAUUGCAAAUUUUUAUUUUUCUUUAACAAAUAAAUCACUAACAUACGCUUAUUACUUUUUUUAUACGAUAUAAUAGGAACAUUAAGGACUUUCUUGAAUUCGAAACCCAUCUUAUAAGAUAUUUAAUUUGCAACCGUCUAAAGAAUACGAUAGUGGAUAUCUUUUUAUUUUCUCGCAUGCACAAAAAAAAGGGAGGGAUGAAAAAAAAAAUUUCGGGAAAAAAUCUCUGCGCAUCGAUUACAAAGCAGAUAAGAAAAACUAUUUCGAAAAUUUUUAUUUUUUGGAGGAGAAUUUUUUUUUUUUUAAGGAGUUAUUCUUGCUUUUUUAUUUAUUCGCUUUUGCAAUUUGAAUUUAUUAUCCACAAGAAAAAUCUAUAUAUAUUUUUUGUAUUUCUAGUGCUUUGCACUUUUAUGAAAAAAAGGUUGGAAAUAUUUUCACAAAAAAAAAAAAAAAUCUUGCGGAGAAUUGUGAAUUAAAAUUUUGCUAAAAAUAAUGAAAAAUUGAAGAUAUCGUAAUGGAAUCGAAUUUUUCUUUUUCGGCAAAAUUUUAAAUUCACAUCUCUGAGAAGAUUAUUUUUUUUUGUAUUACGUCCAAUUUUUAAAUGAACGAAUUAAUUUUUUUUUUAACACUUGACCUACUUAAUUAACAAAUCAUUACUGAACUAUAGCAACAAAGAUAACAUCAGUAGAGACUUAUACACAGGCACAUUUUUAAUUACUUAGCACGCGACUCGGCUUAUUUUUAUAUUUAACAAGAAAUAAUUUAUGCUUAAAACUUUAUAAGUUUAGUCAUCAAUUCUUAGCAAUAAAAUCGUUUGCUAGGCACUUGAAAGCUUUUACUAUUAAUGUAUCCCUUGAUUUUUUUUCUCUUAUAAAUCUCAGGCAAUUAACUGAUCAUAAAAUUUUUAAUUAAAAAAAAAAAUGCAAACUGAUAUUCUAAAAACAAAAUUCAAUAACGAAUAAAUUAUUGAAUAAGAGUUUUGUAGAAUAUAACAAACCAUUCGCAUUUUAUUUACGCUUAUGAAAAAAACGUGAUUUUUAAUUUUUCUCUUGAAAAUUGGGAAAAAUAAAAAAUCAAAAACGAUUUUUUCAUUUAAAUCGAAAUAUUAAAAAAAAAAAUGUGGAAAAAUAUUUUAUCGACAAAUAUUUUCUAUAUAUUUUUUAAAAAUAUUUUUCUUUCAAUAAUAUUUCGAAUUUAGAAAAUGAGCGAAAAAUUUUAAGAUCAGUGCCAUUAUUAUUAGUUUAAGCGUAUACAAGUGCCAGAAAAAAAAAGAAAAAAAAAGGUUUAAAACCAAAAUAAUUUAUAACGCACGAAAAGUUCUGCUCUCAAAAAAAAAAAAGAAA